Molecule: messenger RNA, 717 nt
Organism: Meloidogyne enterolobii
Lineage: Eukaryota; Metazoa; Nematoda; Chromadorea; Rhabditida; Meloidogynidae
Source: the annotation of a GenBank genome assembly
AUGAGUUCAAAAUCAUCCAAUGAUACCAAUAUUUUUGCUAAUAGCUUGCCUGCUGUUUCGUGUACCACAGAUAUUCGUUCUCAACUAAAUUGUGAAGAAGAGGAUGUUGCACAACAAAUAAUACCUUUGGAUGCUAUUGGAAAUUUUCUUGUCCUUCUAAAAUCUGGAAAAGUUAAGAAAAUUGAUGAAAGGAUUGAUGGUUCUACUUGCACUAUUGCAGACUAUAAAAGACAUGUUAAGCUUGCCUGCAAUCAAUUUUUUGGGUCAAUUAUUGCUCUAGAUGAACAAUUAGUGUGUGCCCGUCGUGAAUAUAAUGGGCAAUUCCAUAUGGCUAAUAUGCUUACUAGAGUUGUCGAUCUAGAAGAUGUUUUCCCUGUUGAAUUUGCGGUUGGGGAAGAAAUGAUUUGGCGGUGCUUCCUUUCCUCGCAGGAUUUGCAACGGGCGCCGGAGAUGAAAAAGUUCCUCAUGGCUUUGAAUCAGAGAAGUACUGAAAGUAGAAAAUCGGUUGGGAUUUUUUAAAUUAUUUUUUUGCUUUAAUUUAGAAUAGGGAGAAGUUCUAUUGGGAAUAGUUGACUUUAGGGGUGGCGUUUUAAUUUCCUUUUUUUGGGCAGUACUGGUUGUAAUUUUAGAGAGUAGUUUGGGGCAAAAUCGAUUUUCCGGAGUCGGAUUCAAAUUUGUAACUAGAGUUGCUCCGGAUCUGGCCCGGAUUCUUUCGAU